AAAGCGGAGGAGAAUGAGCAGCUGGGUGAGGGCAUUAGCUGCUGAUCUUGCCUCUUGACAGGCUGCGUUACUCCUCAGGGAAAAUGAGUGCCUGGCUGUGUCCUCUGCUGUGGAGCUUAACCAUGGUGUGCUUAACAGGUAUUGCUUUAGGCCAGACAGCCAGCACUGAGGUCUCCAUCACAUCAACCCCAGCACCUCCCAGUGCAACCAGCACUGAGGUCCCAGUUGCAUCCACCCCAGCACCUCCCAGUGCAUCAACCCCAGUACCUCCCAGUGCAACCAGCACUGAGGUUCCCAUUGCAUCCACCCCAGCACCUCCCAGUGCAACCCCUGCUACCGCCUCUGCUCCUCCAGCUGCUCCUGCAACACUCUCAGCUGCACUGACACCAACCACUGCAAGCCCUGCUGCACCCACAGCAGCUCCAUCUGCUGAUCCAAGCACAACAACCCCUGCCCAGACUCUGCCCUCCAGCACGGGGACUGUCCCCACCUCUGGCAGCAGGGCCACCUCUCCAGCAUCUUCAGCACUGACAGCCACAGCCAGCAGUGCCCCAGCGUCCCCUCCAGGGGUGACCACAUCCCCUGGGCUGCCGUCGUCAGCUCUGCCCCCCAGCACCCCCCAGCCCUCCAACUGCAGCAGAGUGAAUGUGACAGCCUGUGCCCCCUGCCCCCCAGGGACUGUCCCCACACAAGGCACCUUGAGCUGCUCGUGCUGCGCGGGGGGCGCGUGCAUCGGCCCCGGUGCCUGCAGCCCCUGCCCUGCAGGCCACUACCAGCCCCAAGGUGGGCAACCAUCCUGCCUGCCCUGCCCACAGGGCUCCUACACCAGCUUCCCAAGGAGCACUGUGUGUCUUCCCUGCCCACCAGGACAUUUUGCUAAUGAGUCUGGGGCUGCAGCCUGCAGAGCCUGUGAGCGAGGCUAUUUUAGCUCCAAGCAAAAUGCAGCUUUUUGUCUGCCUUGCCAGCCAGGAUCAUUUUGCAACACCACCAGCUGCUCGGCCUGUCUGUCCUGCCCCGGGGGACAGGAGGCUCCUCGGGAGGCGUCAGAGGGGUGCGAGUCCUGCCCGCCAGGUACAUUCAAAGGUCCCAGUGACAACAGAUGCAAGGCCUGCAGGACAGGAGAGUACCAACUACAGCGGGGCAAGGAGAGCUGUGACCUGUGCCCAGAAAACCACUACUGCCCUAGCCCAGAUGUGAACCCAGUGAAGUGCCCUCCCGAUGCCUUCUGCCCCCGGGGCAGCGUGGAGCCCACCUACUGCAUGGAGCUCUUCCUGUACAAGGCAGGGGACUCCUGCCGGCUGACCCCUGCCACGGUCAUUGUCCUGGCCACCUUCUCAGCAGGUGGGAUCCUUGUUGUCUUUCUAAUAAUCCUGAGAAGGCGGCAGGAGCACGGCAAGAACGCCCUGAAGUGGCUGCUGCUGCCCCGGGGCUCAGGACCCGCCUCCUACGGGGGCACAGAACACACAGAGCCUGUCUAUGCUGGCUGGUAGCCCUGGCCAUGGCCUGCAGCCUCUCCUUCCCCUGGGGCAACGCAGAUGUGGCUCUGGGCAAGGUGUUUAACCAUCAGCAACCUACUUCUGUAUAGCUAAAAAUCAGUGCUGGGGAAUAAAAGUCAGUUUUUGAGUUGUGGCUCCUUGUGCAAACCAGCCCAGCUGCCUGCUCUGCUGCCCUGGGCUGAUGGGAAAAGUCUUCCCCUUCCAAUUCCUGGCUUCCUUCACAAGUAAAUACUUUUCUCCUUUCUUCAGGGGGAAAAAACCUUCCAAACAGCAACCAGCAACCUAUCUAUUUCUCCAUUUUAAUAAUCAGCUCAACAGAGUGAGGAGUGACUGCUCCAGUUAUUGAGAUCCCUUUGAUACAACACUAAUUUCCACCCAAGCACAAACUAACAUACCUCCUUUUAAUAAUAUGCAAUUUUUUGUUUUUCAUUCUCAAAAUUUUAGCAUAAGCACAAGUCAAAGAUCCUAAAGCUCUGCCCUUCCUUUCAGCUGUGGGCAAAUGUACAACUAAAGUAAUGGUUGAUUUCUGGAAAAAUGUUCCUUUUAUUUCCUGCUGCCAGGUGGUGCUUCAGAGUGGAGGUCCAAAGGAGCAGCAUGGUGCAGGCACAGAAGAUGCCUUGUCCCUUUCUGCAUGCUGAGGAGAGGGGCUGUAGGGGACCCACUGCCCAAAUGCCCGGGCAAAGUUCUGUCCCUGAUCCUGGACACUGGUUUGUACCUGUUUGCUGUGGCACUCCAAGCCCUGUUCUGUGCACCCAGCCCAGUUUAACCAUCUGGUAAAACUAAUGUGAUUUGUAUUUUCCAGAGAUUAUUCCUGUGUGUGGCUGGUUGACUCUUAACUUGUUGUUUGCUCUGUGUCCCCUAUUAUAUUUUUUCUCUGGGAAAUGCUUAGCCAGCAUCCCAGGCAGUCAGAAAUGCCCAGAAAAAGUUCAACAUUACCUGUACUGGAGCCAGUGUCAAUUGCUCCAUGAAACCAGUCCCUCUGGCCUCUUAACCUUCCCACCUUGUUUUCAUUUUCCUUCUACAGUGACAUUCCCACACAGAUGCUGUGUAAACCCAGCCCAGCCAGCUGUGACCCUAUGUGUCACUGCUGUGCUUCACCAGCUCUCAAUGGCCAGUAAAAAUAAUAUCUCUGUCAAAAGAUCCACGAUUUGAAAUGGCUCUGCACAGAGGUGGUAGCAGGUGUUACUUCUCACUUAACCUUGCAGCAGCAGAGAUGGCUGAAGGAACCCAGCUGUGGGGGGUUAAGUGGUUCCUGCCCUCAGCUGCUCAUUCCCCUCUCCCCAGGGAAGGUGUUAAAAGUGUUUAAAAAAGUUUAUAAAAUCUAUCAGUUCUCUGAUCUGUCUCAGCUCUAUCAGGUGAGUAACUGGCUGCAAGAGUGGU
Messenger RNA from Passer domesticus (house sparrow), 2876 nucleotides. Its product is annotated as furin-like protease 2. Lineage: Eukaryota; Metazoa; Chordata; Aves; Passeriformes; Passeridae. The transcript has 9 exons. The record is from RefSeq and is a predicted model, not a curated record. The coding region runs from base 84 to 1490 and encodes 468 amino acids.